AUGGGUCUUGGGAUGAAAUAUGACGAAGAAAGCAAGGUGGUUGACGAUGGAGGAGAGGGUGGCGGUGGUGGAGCUAAUUCGUUUGAUUCUGUCUCAUGUUCAAUUUGCCUUGACGCUGUUAUCGAUAAUGGGGAUCGAUCGUUGGCUAAGCUUAAAUGUGGCCAUCAAUUUCAUCUUGAUUGCAUUGGUUCAGCAUUCAAUAUGAAAGGAACAAUGCAAUGCCCUAAUUGUCGAAAGAUUGAGAAAGGUCAAUGGCUUUAUGCUAAUGGUGGCCGGUCAUAUCAUGAUUACAGUAUGGAUGAUUGGACUCAUGAUGAGGACCUUUAUGACCUUAGCUACUCUGAAAUGUCCUUUGGAGUUCAUUGGUGCCCAUUUGGCAACUUGGCGAGACUUCAAUCAUCUUUCGAGGACGGAGAAUUUUCAUCAAGUGCAUAUCAUGAUAUACUGGGAGGACAACAUGCUGUAUAUGCUGAGCAUCAUAACACAGUUGUAAAUUCUGUUAAUCAUCCUUGCCCAUAUGUUGCAUAUUUUGGAGCAAUACAUCCAUCUUCCUCCAACUCAGGUGGAAAUGUUUCAGAGAUUUCCACCUUCAGUCAUUGGAAUGGUUCAUCUGUGCAUAGUGACAUGCCCACUUCCUACACGUAUCCUACUUUGGAUCUUCAUUAUCAUAGUUGGGAACAACAUUCCCCUCCUUUCUCUACAUACAGUAGUCGUCUAGUUGCCGGUGCUCGCCGGUCGAUAUCUCCUCGGACUCAAAGGCCAUCCAGGGGUGGCUCAGAGGUACCAAGAUCAAGUUCUUAUAUGCAUCCUCCUGGGGGUCACAGUUCUUCAGGUUCUGUGAGCUCAGUUACUUCCUCAAUGCUACCUCCUUAUCCUGGUAGCAACGCUCGAUCCCGUGAUAGUGUUCAAGCGCUUCAAGCUUACUAUCAAUCACCAAUGCGAACACACGUUCCUUCUGGAUCCCGAAGAUCUGGUAAUCAUAGUGGAUCACCUCAAAUUGCACCAUUUUCCACAUCACCGGACCAAAGCGGUUUCUUUUUUGUCCCAUCAAGUUCUUCAGGUCGUAGUAGUUUUCCAGAAGAUGCAUGUCUCCCAAGUCGCUACCAUGCUUGGGAACGAGAGCACAUAUCUUCUUUAAGCAUUGUUGAUAGAGAUUCAGGCUGGAGACAAUACCACCAAACUGUUGGUAGGUCAGAACGCUCUAGCAACUAUCGAUUAAGGCGUGCAUCCGAAAGAAUGCAUUCCCAUAAUCGAUGAUACAUUCCUCUUCACUGUCAACCAAGCAUCCAUUAGAUAGUUUUCCUGGUUACUACGUGGCAGCGUGAUGGAAAUAAGAUAGUCAGAAAAAUCAGGUGUUAUCUGGAGGAAAUAGUGAGUAGAAAGAACAUUAUCAGUUGGUAAGGGAUAAAUGAAGUUUGAUGGAAGUAGCUACCCACCUACCGUUCACCGUUGUAUCUGUAAGACUGUAAUGGUCAACUAUGUUAUGUUUCUCGUGGGAUGUUUUAUUUUUGAGAAUUUGAGUAAUUUUAUAUCUGCUGCGUGGCAGUGCUAAUGACUGAACCAGGGUAACCUUGAAGUUCACAGCAGGGUCUAGGAAAUGUUUGAUUUUUUUUUAGUGCUAUAUGUGUUACAAAACACACCAAUUAUCAUCACAGACGAUUAUUUCUAUUCUAUUUUUACUUCUGCUACAUAUAUCUGCAUUCAUAAUUUUUUAAUGAUAACAUGGUUG
Messenger RNA from Arachis stenosperma, 1729 nucleotides. RefSeq names its product E3 ubiquitin-protein ligase RFI2-like. Gene Ontology annotation, molecular function: ubiquitin-protein transferase activity. The transcript has 6 exons. Lineage: Eukaryota; Viridiplantae; Streptophyta; Magnoliopsida; Fabales; Fabaceae. The coding region runs from base 1 to 1257 and encodes 418 amino acids. The record is from RefSeq and is a predicted model, not a curated record.